AUGACGAGACUGGCCUUGGCGGCGGCGUUGGUGGCUCUUUCGUCGGCCCAAAUGUUCGGCUACGGACAUCCCGGCUCCUACAACUCCUACGGCGGCCACCACGACGACUUGGUCGGUGACGUCUUCUGAAUCCAGAAGACCUUCUUCCAGGACAAGUACUACGGCGGCUAUGACAACAACCGCGGCGGAUACGACUCCCGCUACGGCAGCGACAGUUAUGGAGGCGCUCAUGGGAAACACGGGCAUCACGACGGCAAAUACGGUAGGCGAGAGGGUACUGUAGGGUUGUGGAAAGGGUACUGUAGGAGCUGCUGGACACAAGAACGGCGGCGACUACUUUGCCAAGGGAGAUGAGAACGGCCACGCCGACUCGAACUACGAGGGCGGCUUCAAGAAGGACGGAGGUUUGGCUGGAGAAGCAGGACCUUUCAGAACCUCCUUGCAGACGUCGAGGGCGGAAAGAAGUACUCCUACAUCGUGGAGGGAUCCGGUCCUGCCGGCACCUACAAGAAGGGCUACUACGGCUCCGAAGGUGCUUCUACAAGAUGUUCUUCUGGAAUCAGAGAGAUUCAGGCUACGAGCACGGCGACCACAAGAGCAAGUACAACGCGGCGGCCGACUCCGACGGCUUCAAGAAGGGCUACGCGAGCGAGGGCGCCGGCCACGCCGACAAGUACUCCUCCUACGACCAGCAGGACGACGUCCACGCCGGCCACGGCAACAAGUACGACGUCGGCAAGCAGGGCAGCAGCUACGGCGGCUACGGCGACGAGGGCCACGCCGACGGCUGGAUCAACAAGGCGCACGACGAGAAACACGGCUCCCGCUACGGAUCCCAGCCUUACUACGGCUCUCGGCCUUGA
Molecule: messenger RNA, 863 nt
Organism: Caenorhabditis auriculariae
Lineage: Eukaryota; Metazoa; Nematoda; Chromadorea; Rhabditida; Rhabditidae
Source: the annotation of a GenBank genome assembly